GCUCGCUCACGCCGUGUCUCCUCCCAGGGCGGAAGUCGCUGUUUUUUCCUCAGUCGGACUCGAGUCUCUGAAAGAGCCAUCGCCACAGUCCCAGGGCUCGGGACGAGUCCCGCUGGAACCGAACACAAACCCACAGAGCACAGGAGCCGCGCGCGCUUCAGACGCACAGCCACGCGCCACAGGAAGGUCUCAGCUCGGGCGCGUUCCAGGAGUGGACUGGCUGCGCAUUCCUCCACGCACAGCCAGGGACGGGCUUCCACCGGGGCUGCCCUCCAAAAGAGACCGAGCGGCCUGUUCACGCGCUGCACCGGCGCGUUUACCCCCGGACUGCGCGUAAACCUCCUCUGCCUUCGCCGUGGCGCCUCACUGACUAUGGGAUCUGCGCUUUGAUGAAUAAUUUACAACCCUCCGGACCAACCGAGCACAAACCCCGACUCCGAUGGUGGACUAGCCCCGGGACGCACGACGAGACGCGCUGAAGCUGGAGAAGAGCUGGAAAUGAGCUGGAUGUGAUGAUUAGUGGCCUGGAUAUUUGAAACAGCCCGUAGUCAUGUCGACACAGCGGUGGGGGAGGAGAGACGGAGCCCCCUGUUCUCCUGCACAGAUCCAGUGCCACUACAGUGUCUGUGGGGUUUUAUGAGUUUGACACGAGCGCACAGUGUAAUGUGCUUAUUCUUUUAGAGCCCUUCUUACGCACAGCCUUACCAAACACAGUUCAAAUAGACUUUAAAAUAGUCUGAUGUUGGAGGAGAGUCCAAAGAGUGUGCAAUUAACUACAAGUGUCUCUGACUUUUUUGCGUCUUGCCUGAGUUUCUAGAAUAAGCUCCAGAUCCGCGUGCGCAUGACCCUACCCGCUGUUUCCACUGUUGAACCUCAAGAAUCUACCUCAAACACCAUUGAAAUAGACAACACUGCGGGCCCAUGCGUCCUCAAAUGAAUACCUCAGCCACGUUGAUGUGAUAAACAGCCUGUGUUUUGCUGCAGAUGGCUUCGUUUCCAGACUCAGAGCUGCAGACAUGUCCACUCUGCAAGGAGCUGUGCGGCUCCUCCGCGCCCAUCUCCUCCAGCUCCUCUACCUCAUCUUCCUCCUCACAUACCUCCUCCUCCUCCUCUCAGACCACCAGGAGGCUGCACGUGUUACCCUGCCUCCACGCCUUCUGCAGGCAGUGCCUCGAGGCGCAGCGCAGUCCCGGGGACCCGCUCAAGCUGCGCUGUCCCACCUGUGACCACAAAGUGUCCAUCUCAGAGGCGGGGGUGGACUCUUUGCCUUCUUCCAACUUUCUUUUCAGUAACUUGCUCGACGUGGUGGUGAGCUCUGAGGAACAGAUCCAGAAUAAGAACGGUCACAACACGCACCGCGCUCUGGGCUCGUGCUCCUCGGGCUUCCCUCACGCGCACGGAGGCCUUCUGAACCACCUGCACGAGCCCCAGUGCAGCUCGUGCGAUGAGGAGAACCCGGCCACGUCCCACUGCCUCGACUGUCAGGAAUAUCUGUGUGACAACUGUGUGCGUGCGCAUCAGAGAGUGCGCCUCACCAAGGACCACUUCAUCGAGCGCUUAGGCGAGAGUCUCCACCUGGGACGAGCCAACGCCAACAGCACCCCGGGACAGACAGGGGUGGCCGUGUCCCUCGCCCAGUCACUCCAGAACAACUUCGCGCUGCUGUCCCUUUUCCAGGACCGAAUGAGCUUCUGCCAGCACCACGACAAUGAGGUGUUCCUCUUCUUCUGUGAAUCGUGUUCUGUGCCAAUCUGCCGCGAGUGCAGCGUCGGGCGUCACAUGGGCCAUACGUUUGUGUACCUCCAGGACGCCGUGCAGGACUGUAGAGCCAUCACCAUCCAGCUGCUGGCAGACGCUCAGCAGGGGCGGCAGGCUGUACAGCUGAGCAUGGAGAAGGUGCAGUCCAUGGCGGAGCAGGUGGAGAUCAAAGCCAAGGUGGUGCAGACGGAGGUGAAGGCUCUGGUUUUGAGACACAAAAAAGCCCUGGAGGAGCGAGAGUGUGAACUGCUGUGGAAGAUUGAGAAGAUUCGUCAGGUAAAGGCCAAGUCGUUGUACCUGCAGGUGGAAAAAUUACACCAAAGUUUGACCAAACUGGACAGUACUAUCGCCGCAGUGAGCCAAGUGCUGGACGAAGGACGCCAUCUGGACGUUCUGCUGGCGAGGGAGCGCAUGCUGUCACAGAUCCACGAGCUGAAGGCGCUCAGAGGCCUGCUUCAGCCGCAGGAGGACGACCGCUUCAUGUUCACACCUCCAGACCAAGCUCUGUACAUCGCCAUCCAGUCCAUGGGCCUGAUCAGCAGCGGAGCGUUUGCUCCAGUUACUAAAGCUCAUGGCGAGGGUUUGAAGAGUGCGCUCCGAGGAAAGCCCUCCUCCUUCACUGUGAUUGGAUACGAUCACGAUGGCGAGCCGCGCCUCUCCGGAGGCGACGCCGUGUCCGCCAUCAUCAUGUCUGCUACGGACGGAAACCUGUCAUCUGCCGAGGUGACGGACCAUCUGAACGGCUCGUAUACGGUGGGCUACCUGCCCAAGUGCGAGGGCGAGCACCUCGUGUCUGUGCUGGUGUGUAACCAGCACAUCCAGGGGAGCCCCUUCAAACUGCUGGUGAAAUCCGGGCGCUGCUACGGGACGCUGGGCUCCCAGGUGUCGUCCUUUGGCUGCGAGGGUGAAGGAGACGGGCAGCUGUGCCGGCCGUGGGGCAUCAGCGUGGACAAGGAGGGCUACGUGGUGGUGGCGGACCGCAGCAACAAUCGUAUACAGAUAUUCAAGCCGUGUGGGGCGUUCCACCAUAAGUUUGGUUCUCUCGGUUCUCGCCCCGGUCAGUUUGAUCGUCCAGCCGGGGUCGCCUGUGACGGGCAGAGACGAAUCAUUGUGGCUGAUAAAGACAAUCACCGUGUUCAGGUGUUUACUUUUGAGGGCCAGUUCCUGCUGAAGUUUGGGGAAAAGGGCACCAAGAAUGGGCAGUUCAACUACCCGUGGGAUGUGGCUGUGAAUUCCGAGGGUAAGAUCCUCGUCUCCGACACCAGGAACCACCGUGUUCAGCUGUUCGCCCCCGACGGCUCCUUCCUCAACAAGUACGGCUUUGAGGGGGCGCUGUGGAAACACUUUGACUCUCCCCGAGGAGUGGCCUUCAACCACGAGGACCAUCUGGUGGUGACCGACUUCAACAACCACCGUCUCCUGGUGAUCCGGCCCGACUGCCAGUCUGCCCGCUUCCUGGGCUCCGAGGGCACGGGGAACGGGCAGUUUCUUCGACCCCAGGGAGUCGCGGUGGACCAGGAGAACCGGAUCAUCGUGGCGGACUCUCGCAAUCAUCGCAUCCAAGUGUUUGAGCCCAACGGAAACUUCUUAUGCAAAUUUGGCACGCAGGGGAGCGGGUUCGGACAGAUGGACCGGCCCUCUGGCGUGGCGGUGGCGCCCGAUGGAGUCAUUGUAGUUGUAGACUUUGGAAAUAAUCGUAUUCUCAAAUUCUAAAGAAGUUUUAUUUUUUACAUUCUCUUCCUCCGUUUUGCCUUUUGCGUUUGACGAAGGAAAUGGAGGAAAGAGAAUGAAUCAACAGACAGAACAGAAGGCGAGCGCAGCCGGGAUUCAGAGCGUGCCGAAGCCGCGGGAAGGAUUUCUACAGAGGCGAGAGCGUUUGCCUUUACACUGACGUUUUUUUUUUAAUCAGCUGUCAAAAUGACAAAUUGAUAAUCAGUAUAAAUAGAGCCAUGUUCCUUCCCUCGGGCGGCUCUGAAUCCUCUCUGGAAGCUCGUCUUGGGUUUCAUCUCAGGGAUAUUCUCACUUUUUCUUGAAAUCUUGUAUCCUCUGCUCCAUACCUACCUCAUUUCGCUCUUUAUGAAUGUACUCAUAGUCAACGAGCAGAGGUGUAGUCCGUGAAGUUUUACAAAGAAGAAAAGUCUACCUCUAUCCUAUUUAAAGAGAGACAAAAUGGACUCUUCAGUUGAAAUUUGCACAGGUUUCAUAGAUUAUUGCUGUGCAUAGAGUUAAAAAAAAAAAACGUGAACCUCCUGAAUGUUGUUGCUGGGACAAUACUCAGACGCUGUAGAGGCUGCGUGAUUCAUACUUAGAAGGCUUUGCUGGGAGAGGGAACUAGUGUAGAGAUGCUUCCCUUAAAAUCUGUAGUUUUGUUUUGUUUCGUUCUUUUUUUUUAUUUUAUUUUUUUGAAAUAGUGCGUCGGGUUUUGCCUCCUUGUUGAUCUUAAGGAGUUUGUGGCUUUAGUUCGUGGCUUUAGUGGAGUGAAAGUGCAGAACGAUGCCAAAACUUAAGAGAAUCGAAAUUAGCUCAGGUCACGCAGGACUGGAAAAUGGUACAGUCCGUCGCAGGCAUCCGCCCAUAAUCUCUGAUGAUGCUGUGCUAGAUGAAUAUAUUAUGAGCAAGAAUUGUUCAAUAAAAGUGUCCGUUUGAAGAUUAUUUUAAACAUGUCCUGCACAAUGGCCGAUCCUAGAUUUGGCAUUAAUAGAAACUGCAAAAUCCCCCUUAUAACGUUUUCGAAUCGCUACUGGGACGUCCCGUGUUCCAUGUCGUUUAAUAAACAUCUUGAGCAGUUUCGUUUGCGAUCUGCAGAUAUAUUUCUAUAGACACCCACACCAAAGAAAGCCUUGCCCGCUUUUCUUCCACCGAAUAAACUGUCCUUAGGCUCAAGUUAGCGGCGUUUAUGACCCAAUAAAACAUGACGAGAAUGAACAGACCCUCCCCUCCCUUUUGUCGUGGGGUUAAGUCCCGUCACAUUUGCUCGAUGUCCCGUAGAAGCACUAGACGAUUCUUUUCUUCAUGAACCUAGUAAGGAAUUUUAGGACCUAUGAAAAGAGUUUCCAAGAGGCCUCGUGUGGUUAGAUAAGGCCUGUCUGCACAUGACUGGGAUCAGCAUCGUCCCAGACCUCAACAGACCUCAACAGACCUCAACAGACCUCAACAGACCUCAACAGACCUCAACAGACCUCAACAGACCUCAACAGACCUCAACAGACCUCAACAGACCUCAACAGACCUCAACAGACCUCAACAGACCUCAGUUUUUCAACCUCAUUUAACUUAAUACCUCAGGCAGCGUCUGUCACGCGGAGCUGCUGUGUCAACAUUCAGACUUGUUUAGUGUGUUUUUUCAUGUACUUUAUACCUCAGUUGUACUUAUAUGUUUGCAUAGCUCAUCAGUCUAUUUAUACUUUACAAAUAUUCAACAUUGUGUUACUUUUACUGUGCAGUAUAAUGUCUCAAAGCUCGGACCAAAGAUCAUAGAACAGUUUAAAAGCAAAAGAUGUUCUCGAGUCUCCACCCACGCCCACGUGUGUACUACAUGUGUACAUGUGUGUGUAUACACAUAUAUACACAUGUACACAUGUACACACAGGUAUGCAUGUACACACAUAUACAUGGGUAUACACAUGUACAUGUGUGCACAUACAUACGUAUAUAUGUACACACACUUACAUACAUGUAUACACACACACACACACACGACGUGCUCUGUCCGUUGCCUUUGCCUUUAUCAUUAACAAACCAAAUAUUUUCCGUUUGGAGCGUUGUGCCAAAAUGAUCUGUGUGAGUUCUGUGCCAAACGGGGUUGGCAUUUGAACGAUGUGAGACACAGACUUCACUGGACAGUUUCUGUACUGAGUCAUGGCUCUGAAACAUGGGCCUGUUCAGAUGCACUAAGAGGGCUGGGCCCUCGUACCUCAGAACCAUGUGACCUCACUAUUCCUCUGUUACUGUGCGUAGAGCAGAGAGGAGUCUGUGGAAAGAGUUAAAACUUGUGCUUUUGAAGGCAGAGCUUCACUCUCACGAUCUGAAACAUCCUGAUUAGAGUGAAUUUAAAACGCUCAUGUUUGAAGGCGAGAGACAAAAUGGGUUUGUGUUUUAAAAACAACACUGUUAUACUUAGCACGUUGGCAAAUGGCUGGUUCGAUGUUUGGAGCUUUAGCACAGUAAAGGGGCUCGGCCCUCAGCCCCUGGGGCCCCCUGGUCCUCGGCCCCUGGGGCCCUCGGUCCUCAAAUUCUGCUGCUCUGACUCAUUUUCAUUCACCUGUUUAUUUCAGUAUUACUCUUAUGUGCAUUCAUGUUUGCAGCAUUUUUUUUAAGAUUGCAGAAUUCUAUCUUAAGAUCUUUAGGUCUUCACUCUUAAAGAGCAAAAAUAUAUUUUAAACCUUAUUUGUUCCAUAUUUUGCAUGCUUUAAAAGUCCUUGUAUAAUACUGGUGUCUCUUUGACGGGGUUAAAGCUGGCUUUGGAAUGAUUUACCAAAUUAUAUACCCAAAGAUGUUUAAGUGUGUUAGUGUUGGAUGGAAUUAACCUUUGACCUUUGCGAUUGUAUUUCCUAUUCUCUUGAGACUCUGCAGAGCACAUGCCUCUGACGCCUGGCAGGGUUUUGAUACACGCAGACGGCAGUGACCUCUGACCUUUAGUACUAGACUAAUAUGAGUAGAUCUGUGUCACGUUCAUUCAUUCAUUGUACGUUCUGGGACUUGUUCUUUCUUUGAUUAUAUCUUUGAACAUCUUUAGCUGAGUUAGCCGUGUGACUCCAGCACACACUCGACCAGGGUUCAGAUCAGAUCUGGUGAUGGGCUCAGCUCCUGUGGCUGAAUGCUCUGCUGCUGAGCGGAUUUUAAUCAGGAACAUCAUCCAUCACUUUAUUUCAGCCCUCAAACGGCUUUAAGAGACUAAAGUGCACCAGGUUAGACGUGCGAGGUCUUAGACCUUAUAAUGAUUGUAUGGUAAAAAGUUUGGAAAAAAUAAAAAAUAAAACUCAGGUAGAUCUGGCAGCGCUGCCCUGCAGCUGUCUCAUUGUGUCCCAUAGUGAUAUCGUAGUGUCCCCUGUACUAGUCCCUCUGUGUCAUUUACAUAGAAGAUUAUGUCCCAACCUCAAAUUCUUUUUGAUUAGUUCCCUUGAUUUAAUAUUUUUGCCAAUGUUUUCUUUCUACCAGAAGUACAAAUACAAAACACCACUUGACGCUCAUGAACUCUUUUAGAAUGUAUUUUGUGAAGAAAAGGGUUUCAUGAGCUCUCAUUGAUGCGGCUAACACAAGAACAGGCCCCGG
Molecule: messenger RNA, 7029 nt
Organism: Periophthalmus magnuspinnatus
Lineage: Eukaryota; Metazoa; Chordata; Actinopteri; Gobiiformes; Gobiidae
Gene: trim71
Product: tripartite motif containing 71, E3 ubiquitin protein ligase
Exons: 7
Coding region: 985-3471 (828 amino acids)
Biological process (GO): protein polyubiquitination; proteasome-mediated ubiquitin-dependent protein catabolic process
Molecular function (GO): zinc ion binding; ubiquitin protein ligase activity; protein binding
Source: RefSeq, a predicted model, not a curated record